Paramecium octaurelia is the source of this 1380-nucleotide messenger RNA. Lineage: Eukaryota; Ciliophora; Oligohymenophorea; Peniculida; Parameciidae. The record is from the annotation of a GenBank genome assembly.
AUGUUUUAAAAGGAGCAAAGAAAUACUACCAAUUCUGGAUAUCAGAGUACUUCAAACGCCUAUAUUAUGGCCAUGAAGGCACUUCAGGAAAAAAUAAAAGCAAUGGAAACCUAAAGAAAUGAUUUAUAGCCUUCUAAUAAAAAGAAGAUUAAGGAUGAUGAAAUUUUGAUCUAGUAAAUACAAGAAUUGAGAAAUUAAAAUGAAUCAUUAUCUAUUUAACUAUAAAGACAAUAAAAUGAUAAAGAAAAUAUUAAUAAUUAUAUAUUAUAAAUUGAAGCUUUGCAAUAAGAGAGAUUAAUAUAAUUGAAAGAAUAUCAAGAUAGAAUUGAAGAACUUAUUCAAAAAAUAGAAGAAGGUAAGAAGUAAAGAUAUGAGAUGUAGAAUAAAAUAGAUCAAUUGUAAAAGUAGUUGGAAUAGUAUAAAAUAAAUGAAAGAGGAUUUAUGCAGAAAUUGGAUCAACAAAAAUUAGAUGAGAAUUAAAAAUAAAAUGAAUUAAUAUUGGAUUUAAAGCAUAGAGCGGAAUAAGGACAAUCAUAUGCAAAAAAACUUGAGAAGAGAUAUGAGAAACUGUAAAAUGAGAAACACUAAUUGGAAUCAAACUAUAUAGAUUAUAAGGAGAGAUUCCCUGCAUUUAAAUUGCAAGAAUAUGAAAAAUAAAUUUAGAUGUAUAGAAGUUAAUUGGAAGAAAAGGAAAGGGUAUUUUUGAAAAUGAUGGAAGAAAUUUAGGAAUAAUUUUAAACAACAGAAGAUCAAUUGACCAGGAGAAUCUAAGAUUUAUUAAAAAAGACUAAUGAACAAUAAUCUACAAUAAAUAAAUUGACUACUGAAUUAAAAGAUUUAAAUUUAAAGCAUCAGUAAUUGUAAUUGAGAUUGGAAUAUGAAGAAAAAAAUAACAAAUUUAAUCGUAAAAGGAUGAAAAAUGCAUCCUCUUUUGAAGAUUUAGAACUUGAUAUACCAAUCAAUAAUCCAAGCUAAUAUUAUUUAAAUUAUCAAAAUAAGAAAGGUGCAAAAGUAAAUGGAGAACAAUUCUAACCCCAAUUCUCUAGUCCUGUAUUUGAAUAAAGUUUAGUAAAAUCUAACAAUGCAUUAAAACAAGCAAUAAAGGAUUGUUUAGAAGAUAUGAAAUAAACCAGCCUAAUAAAGCCUGAAUCACAUUUAUAUGGAGACCAAAGCUUAUAAUAAAUUUCAAAAAACAAAAGAAUAUCGCCUCCUAUCUCGGCAAGAACUAAUGAAAUUGAUAAUUAGCUGAAAUAAUUGAAUAAUAGAUAUGAAUAAUUAUUAAGAUAAGCUCAGAGAGAAUCAGAUUUUAAGAUAAAAGCCUAAAUUCGAAAAGAAUUAUUAGAUAUCGCCGAACAAAUAAAAGAGUUAAAUAGAAAAUGA